CCUCUCCCCCCGCCUUGCGCAGCGGCAGCAGCGGCUGCUCCUCCUCCCCACGCGGGUUGCUGCGGGAGGCGGCCGGGCGGUCGCGUUGGCAACGCGCAGCGCCAGGCGAGAGAUGCGGGAGGCAGCAGCAGCAGCAACGGGGAUGGCGCCGCCGCCGGGAAGGACCAGCGCCCCGCCCGCCGCCGGGCCCGCGUCGCGCCUCUGAAGAAGGAGCCGCUCAUCCAAGUCCCAGCCAAGCCAGGAGGGAUGGGAACAGCCAGGUGAACAGGACUUGGUGAAUGAGUUGGACCCUCAAGCAGGAGACUGAAUGGAGAAACUACAGAAGCACCAGCUGACAUCCCCAGGGAGCGUCUGCUCUUCCCGGGGCUCCAGCGUCCCUGGGUCACCCUCCAGCAUUGUGGCAAAAAUGGACAAUGAAGUCUACAAGGACUUAGCAGCAAUCCCCAAAGACAAGGCGAUCCUGGACAUAGAGCGCCCCGACUUGAUGAUCUACGAACCCCACUUUACCUACUCCCUCCUGGACCACGUGGAGAGGCCGAGGAGCCGAGAGCGCUCCCUCUCGCCCAAAUCCCUCUCUCCUCCUCCUUCUCCAGAAGUCACUCGCGACUGGAUGGAGGAGAGCAAGUCUCCAGGCAAUGCCUCCCAGCCGGGCAGCCGCCGAACCAGCAGCAGCAGCCGCAGCGGAGUCCAUCAUUUCCACCGCCCUGAUACCAACACGGCAGAGAUGAACAUCUACAAGAAGCCCCCCAUCUACAAGCAGAGAGAGCAGUCGGUGACGCCAACCCCGCAGAGCAAGCACCUGAUCGAGGACCUGAUAAUCGAAUCCUCCAAGUUCCCGGCUGCCCAGCCGCCCGACCCCAACCAGCCGGCCAAGAUUGAGACGGACUACUGGCCCUGCCCGCCCUCCUUGGCAGUUGUGGAGACCGAGUGGCGGCGGCGGAUGGCCUCCAGAAGAGGCGAGGACGAGGACGAGGACAGCACGGAAGAAUUGGGGAGCCUGCAAGAGCUGCAGAAACAAGAGCUGAGCAAGGUGGCCUCCAACCUUGGCAAGCUCAUCCUCAAGGAGGAGAUGGAGAAGUCGCUCCCCAUCCGGAGGAAAACCCGUUCCCUUCCAGACCGGACGCCCUUCCACUCCUCUCUUCACGGAGGAAACUCGAAAUCUUCCUCCCUUCCUGCCUAUGGGAGAAGCACCCUCGCCAGGCUGCAGUCCACAGAGUUCAGUCCUGCCGGCAGCGAGAAAGGGAGCCCAGGUCUACAGAACGGCCAGAGAGGGCGGAUGGACAGGGGAAACUCCCUCCCUAGUAUGCUGGAGCAAAAGAUUUACCCUUACGAGAUGUUGAUGGUGACGAAUCGGGGAAGAGUGAAACUGCCUCCAGGCGUGGACAGGACAAGGCUAGAGCGCCACCUGUCAGCUGAGGAUUUCCUGCGUGCGUUCGAGAUGUCGCCGGACGAAUUUGGCAAGCUGGCCCUGUGGAAGCGGAACGAGCUGAAGAAGAAAGCCUUCCUCUUCUGAUCCCGGCCCCCGCGCAGAGCCGACAUGCCCGGCGUGACGCUCCGUGCGUGUGUGCCGACCCGUCUUUCAUCACAGACGCUUUAGGGCUACUCUCGAGCUCGUCCAAAGGGACGUUGCUCCUUUCUCCCCACCACCACCCAACCGCCCUCACUGCAGAGGUGGCUGCCAUGCCUUGACUCUUGGGGCAGAGGAAAAGUGGGUCAGGAAAAGAGUGGCGAGCACCCUGUGCUGGAUGUGGCAGCGGCUGUGGGGGGUGCCAAGUCCCUUCCCCACUCCCACCCCGGUGAAAAUCAGCCAUGUGUGGGGUGGGAAGAGGCCAGGGUGGAGAUUAGGUGUUCUGUGCUGCCACCCUUAAGCUCAUUCCGUUGCUGGCUUUACUCCCAGACCAUGCAUCCUCUCCCCCCUGGUUUUCUAAACUUGGGCAAGAAUGAGCCCCCGACUUGGUCCAGCGGGCAGAUCUGAGCAUCAUGGCACCAGGCAGACUCCCACCCUGCAGCAGGACCAGAUUGAAGAGGGUCUCUCUGCCCCAGCAUCCUCUUCUCACAGGGGCAGCCUUGCCACACUCUCCCACUGAUUUCCGCCCCCUUGUGAUUGGUACUCAGCUGCCCACUGGAUGUGCCUAGCCUCCCCUGGAGUGAACGUGACCUGGGGCUGCUUCUCAUCUAAAUGGCUACCAAGCAGCAGUGUGAUGGCACCCUCCCCAGCAAAAAAAACAAACAAAACAAAGCUUCCUUUGCUAGCUCCUGCCCCUACUGCACUGGACAAAUGGAAGUAUUUCGUGGCCGCUCUGUAAGAUGUGCUGCCUACAGGAGGAAUGCAGCCACUACCACGGUGCCCGCAGGCAUGGAGAAGGGCAUAGAGGUGGGCUUCAUUUGGAAUCGAGGCAUGUGUCCAGGCGCCCAUUCUGCAGGACUAGGUCACUUGGAGUCACUUCCAACUCUAUGGUUCUAGUUUCUUCCCCGCUGCCAAAAGCUCCCUUUGUAGGCCAGCUUCCUCUACCCGUUUCCACCCCAGCAUUCCCAACUCUUCCUGCAAGCUGGGCCUGGGCCAGCUAUAUGUGGCACCUGUUUCCUGCUCUCCCUCUGCCCUGCCAUCCCAUCCAUCUAGGCUGUAACAUUCUUCUGUGCUGCACCUGCUGCCUGCCCCCCACCCCAAAAUCUGGGGGCCUCUGCCACCUACCCUGCAAGCUCUAUUCAGCGAGACUGAAUAGAGAUGUGUCUGAAGAGAGGAAUGCAUUUACCUGCUGCUGUCAUGCCCGUAGUUCAGGCCCGCCUCUUCAGCCUAUGUGCCUCCCCCUCCACAUACCCUGCACUCGUACGUACACAGAUCUACCUGCCCUGUCUCCACAGCUUCACGCUAUUCCUGUGGAAAGGACUGCAGAGAAGGUGGCUUGAUGCAAAGCCUGGGUAUGCCCCUGCUCCUGCACAACCAGUGUGGCGUAGUGGUUAAGAGCGGUGUACUCGUAAUCUGGUGAACUGGGUUUGAUUCCCUGCUCCUCCACAUGCAGCUGCUGGGUGACCUU
Molecule: messenger RNA, 3035 nt
Organism: Podarcis muralis (Common wall lizard)
Lineage: Eukaryota; Metazoa; Chordata; Lepidosauria; Squamata; Lacertidae
Source: RefSeq, a predicted model, not a curated record